Molecule: messenger RNA, 2276 nt
Organism: Acanthaster planci (crown-of-thorns starfish)
Lineage: Eukaryota; Metazoa; Echinodermata; Asteroidea; Valvatida; Acanthasteridae
Source: RefSeq, a predicted model, not a curated record
GAGCUGUUCAACGAAGGGGGGUUGUUCAUAGAGACACGCGUCGGAGGAUUUGCGACACUUGCCUGAACUCGAAGCCCGGGAAGGAACGCGCUGCUCCCUCUCUGUAGUUCGCUUGCUUUGUCGACGAGCUAAGCUGAAACUUUGUGCUAGCGGUUGAGACAAGAGCAACUGCAGAACUCCAAAGACGAGGACGAUCCUAAGGAAGGAGUGAUUAACCCCUCAGCAAAGGCCUAGGGUUCAAUUCCGAUGGCGCGUUUUGAGGUUAUGCUGCUAUUGAUGUCGGUCCUGGUCGCCGUCACGGUGCUGCAGUGUCGUGCUGACGAAGAAAACACCGCAGACGAGGAUCAAGUCAAACAGGUUCUCCAAGAGAUCUACGAUGAACCUGACGAGGAUAAACGAGCCAAUCGCUACAGAACCCUCAACAGGAGGCCGGGCAAUAGGAGGGUUAUUAAGUCUGACCCAGCAAUGCAAGAAGAAGAAGGAGAGGAGGCAAACGCAGAGGAAAAGCGUGGAAACAGGUUCCGCACCGUGGGCGGCCGACCAAGGAAUAGGAUGAUGCGAGUUACCAAGUCCGAUCCGGAAGUAGAGUCUGGAGAGAAUCUUGAGGCAAAUGACGAAGAGAAGAGGGGCAACAGGUUCCGUACUGUGGGAGGCCGUCCUAGAAAUAGGAUGAUGCGAGUUACUAAGUCUGAUCCGGAGGCGGAAGGGGCACAAGAUGCUCUGGAGGCAAACGAGGAGAAGAGAGCUAACAUGUACCGUUCCAGUGGCCGGAGCCGUAUGCGAGGUGGCAGGUAUUAGAUAUACCGAUACCAGAGGAUUGCCUGUGAAGAAUCUUUCAAACUACGAUUCUCUUGUGUUGUGUUCUAAUGGAUAUAUACAUUUCAAUUAUUGGCACCUUUGGUUUGUAAUUUGGAGUUUGGUCAUGUAUACCAUGCUUUCCAGUUAAUAUCAAACAGCAACUACGUUAAGGAUUUUGAAGUACAGGCAAUUCAUGUGAUUUUUAAAAUCAUGAACCACCAAGUAAGGUCCUUGAUGGUGUAACUAUUUCACUGGCAAGAUAAAACUUGUAAUGUGUUUAUUGGCACGAUUGGAUAAACGCAACUGGUGUCAUUUGAAAAAUAAAAACUAUGGACCAAGGCUCAAAAUGAGAUGACACUUAGUAACCCUAACGUUUUGGAAGGAUUAUAGUAAUAUGAUUGAUUUAACUACUUGUUUAACAACUUGUCUUUCGUGGUUGUAAAUAGGUAACCUCUUUAAGUGUCUUUCUGCCUACGUUCGUCAUAAUGAUCAGCUGGCAAAAUGAUAACCAGAUAUUAAAAUAUAUAAGAAAUAAAAUAUAUUCUAUAGUGUGAGAUAUUUAAAUCUUACGGCUUGUGCAUCAUGACGCUUGUGAAAAUGCAGAUUGAAUUAUUGCGUGUAAAUAACAGCAUAUUAAUAUAAACAGCAUGUAUUAAAUACUCCCGAAUUGUGUUUUCGUCCCUGUAGUGAUUUGCCCUUACGUCUUUGUUACUCAAUGCAACAAAUCUGCUAGAAUAAUUCAAAGAAUUAUCAUCCAAUUAAUUAAAUAAAUUUUCAAUAAUGUAUAUUAGAUUUUACCCACGGUCACACAUGCAGCGUGGUUCCACAAAGUGCAGUUCAGAAAAUUUUCAGACAUUUUCAAACGAACGAACGGAAAAUCUUCACACUUAACUAUUUUACUGGAAGGACGAAAAUAUUGCCCAAUUUUACCGGAGAACAAUCAAACUUAGUCCAAAUAUUCUGAUAAAUGUGUUUUUAAAAAACUGACUUGGUCCCAAAAAGCAUAACAAAACCGAUGUGGGGCUGAAAUAAAAGUUCUUUACCGUGCCUGCCGCUUCAAUUUCUGACAAAUAUUAUUCAAAUAAAACAUGGUCAACUGUGCUGCAUGUAAUUUCAAAAUACUGCAUUAAAUUUUAAGUACCAAAAGAUCUGGGUGAAGCCAAAUGUCGAUUAAUUUCAUAUGCUUUAUUGAAUUCAUAAUUUCCUACUUUCAUUUGAUGCGCGCUAUAUUUACUUUUAGCACUUGCGUGAAGGGUUGUUGAAAAUUCCUUAAUAUUAACUAGACGUUGCAACAUGAAAUAGAGUGUUAAAUGAAGUCGAAACAAGUUUGGACAUAAUAUUAUUUCACUCCAUUGUAGUCAGUGAAGCAUCCAACCUGGAACAUUUCAUGUUGUGUUGAUCACAAUUUACAUUUUGCGGGUAAUAUUCCAAAAUGUAUUUGCCGGUCUGAUUAAAACUAACCAUUUCCCGUAAAAACA